Molecule: messenger RNA, 3144 nt
Organism: Arvicanthis niloticus (Nile rat)
Lineage: Eukaryota; Metazoa; Chordata; Mammalia; Rodentia; Muridae
Source: RefSeq, a predicted model, not a curated record
GAGGGUACGGAGCCCUGGCGCGCCAGAGGCGAAGCAGAACCCGUACAGGGGGCUUGAGUCCGCGCGCCGGCUGCCCCACCUCUCCCGGCAGCGGGCGGUCCAGCCAGCUGGGAUGCUGCGGCGGCUGCUGCUGCUGUGGCUUUGGGGGCCGCUCAGUGCCCUGGCCCAGGGCGCCCCGGAGGGGACCGCGCCGACCGAGGACAUGGUAGACUUGGAGUUUUACACCAAGCGGCCUCUCCAAAGCGUGAGUCCCUCGUUUCUGUCCAUCACCAUCGACGCCAGCCUAGCCACCGACCCCCGCUUCCUCACCUUCCUGGGCUCUCCUCGGCUCCGAGCUCUGGCUAGAGGCUUAUCUCCUGCAUACUUGAGAUUUGGUGGCACCAAGACUGACUUCCUUAUUUUUGAUCCUGACAAGGAACCGACCUUCGAAGAAAGAAGUUACUGGCAAUCUCAAGUCAACCAUGAUAUGUGCAAGUCUGAGGUGGUCUCUGCUGACGUGCUGAGGAAACUCCAGGUGGAAUGGCCCUUCCAGGAGCUGUUGCUGCUCCGAGAACAGUACCAGAAACAGUUCAAGAACAGCACCUACUCAAGGAGCUCAGUGGACAUGCUCUACAGUUUCGCUAAGUGCUCGAGGUUAGACCUGAUCUUUGGUCUCAAUGCGUUACUACGAACCCCAGACUUGCGGUGGAACAGCUCCAACGCCCAGCUUCUCCUCAACUACUGCUCUUCCAAGGGUUACAACAUCUCCUGGGAACUGGGCAAUGAACCCAACAGUUUCUGGAAGAAAGCUCACAUUCUUGUCGAUGGGUUGCAGUUAGGAGAAGACUUUGUGGAGUUGCAUAAACUUCUACAAAGGUCAGCUUUCCAAAACGCAAAACUCUAUGGUCCUGACAUUGGUCAGCCUCGUGGGAAGACAGUUAAGCUGCUGAGAAGUUUUCUGAAGGCUGGCGGAGAAGUGAUCGACUCUCUUACGUGGCAUCACUACUACUUGAAUGGCCGUGUGGCUACCAAAGAAGAUUUUCUGAGCUCCGAUGUGCUGGACACUUUUAUUCUAUCUGUGAAGAAAAUUCUCAAGGUAACUAAGGAGAUGACGCCCGGCAAGAAGGUCUGGUUGGGGGAGACGAGCUCUGCGUACGGCGGCGGGGCGCCUUUGCUGUCCAACACGUUUGCAGCCGGCUUUAUGUGGCUGGAUAAACUGGGCCUGUCAGCCCAGAUGGGCAUCGAGGUCGUCAUGAGGCAGGUGUUCUUCGGAGCAGGCAACUACCACUUAGUGGAUGAAAACUUCGAGCCACUACCGGAUUACUGGCUCUCUCUUCUGUUCAAGAAAUUGGUAGGUCCCAAGGUGUUAAUGUCAAGAGUGAAAGGCCCAGACAGAAACAAACUGCGAGUGUACGUCCACUGCACUAACGCCUAUCACCCAAGAUAUCAAGAAGGAGAUCUAACUCUGUAUGUCUUGAACCUCCAUAAUGUCACCAAGCACUUGAAGUUACCGUCUCCGUUGUUCAGCAAACCAGUGGAUAAGUAUCUUCUGAAGCCUUUUGGGCCUGAUGGAUUACUUUCCAAAUCUGUGCAACUGAACGGUCAAACCCUGAAGAUGGUGGAUGAGCAGACCCUGCCAGCUCUAACAGAAAAGCCUCUCCCCGAAGGAAGCUCACUAAGCAUGCCUGCCUUUUCCUAUGGGUUUUUUGUCAUAAGAAAUGCCAAAAUUGCUGCUUGUAUAUGAAAAUCAAAGGCAUACAGUACCCCGGGAUGAAAGUGGUCAGGGGUGUCAUUCAUAAGAGUAAAGCAGAACCCUAGCUGUCGGAGGCUGACUCCUGGUCAAGCUCCAGAGCCUCUGGAGGGCGGGGCAGGCUUCAGUGCUGGACCCAGAGCCUCAGAAAGGCGGGGCACGCUUCAGGGUUACAUCCACUGUGGUGUUCUCCUCUAAGUAGACCACUGCAGGUGGUGAGAGUUAGUGGCAAAUGAUUCUUAGCACUUUGCAUGCACUAUUUGGGGGAUUAUUAAAAAUGUAUAGGAAUACCUCCAAUAUGACCAAGAGGCAAAUAAGUGAAGGAUAUGUCCUGAUUUUUUUUAAAGCUUUAUUUGUUAUUAUUUUGAUAAGAAGAUUGUCAAAUACGGCCUUCAGGAGCCUCUGUAGCUGCAGUGGGGGAAGGCGCAUUGCUAUAAAGCCACACUGGCUGCAGAAAGACACCUGCUCACAUUCUGAGAGGAACUGAAACAGAGAAAUGGCCCCUGCGCCUCUUCUCUUUGUUCUUCAUGAGUCUGGGAAAGGACUGGUGGCUUGGUGGAGUGAUAUUGAACAAAGACAAACAAAAGACCAGUCACAGCUGGAGGGAAGGGAUGCAUAGGGUUUGGAGAUGACUGUAAAGGAGACGGUUGGCUGAUUGGGAGAAGUUUCCGGAAACACCUGGUGUCAUCCUCCAUUAGUGUUUACAUUUCUACACCAGUAGUUGUUGCUUUGCUUUGCUUGGAAAGCUUUGGCCUGUGAGGAACAAAAACCUCUAAAUGAGGACAUUUAUAAGCCCACAUAAGAAGCUGUUGAAGUGAGGUAGGGCCCAACAACUGGGCACGUCACCAGGAGUCCAUCGCCUUUCUCCCUCUCCGUCCUGAUGUCUGCGGCACUAGCUCCCUUCUUGGCCUGGUCACAUGAUAGCUGCAACUUGUCCAUAGAUUCAUCAAGAUCUGGCAGCAACCAGAGGAAGAAGAUGAGUGUUCUUCACAGACCUGAAGAGCUCUUUGGAGGUUCCCCCGGCAAGCCUUUCCUCAAGUCUCUUCAAGUCUUACUGGCCACGAAUAGGUCUGUGGUCAUUUCCAUCACUGUCCAUGGGCAGCAGUGCCUGUAACUGUCUUCAAGCAAUACUCCCUUGGGGCAGAGAAGUUUGGUGGGGUUCAUAGAACUAGACAUUUGCUUUUGAUCUGUGGUUUUGAUUACAUAACAAAAUGUGAUCCCCCCUCCCCCAGGAUUUUAAUCCUCUUAAGAAUUGCAAUUCUGUAUGUUUGUGCCUGCUAUGAAUAUUAUCUCUAUUGAAUCUAGUAUGUUGAUGAAGCUAGAACCUAAAAUUUGUAUGCUUCAAUACUCUUCAAUUUUAUGCAGAUAAGUUUUUAUAUUUCCACAUUUGAAAUAAACUAAUUUUAUAGCCUUAA